Messenger RNA from Linum trigynum, 3009 nucleotides. NCBI's taxonomy places the organism in Eukaryota, Viridiplantae, Streptophyta, Magnoliopsida, Malpighiales, Linaceae. The record is from the annotation of a GenBank genome assembly.
UUCAACCGCCAAAGCCCCAACCAAAUCAACCCACAUUUCAACUUUUUUCCUGUGCCCAGUGGCAACGAAUAUCCCCUCCACUAGCGCGGCCAGGGCCAGGCUUCGUUAGGUAGCCAUGGCGGACUGACUGUGACUUUGAUUCUCUUCCCAUCCUUGUCUCUUUCCGUUUCUUUUUUCUUUGUAAACAUCUCUUCCGCCGGAGGAACAAACAAACAAACAAAAAAAACGCCUUUCCACUCGCCGCCGCCAAUGGCGUCUCUCUCCAGCCUAUGCUCCUCCUCGCCAUCUCUCAAGCCCACCAAGCCGGCCGCUUCUCUCCCCAAGACCAUCCUCAACCCCACUUCCCUCCCAUUCCCCACUCGCUCCACCAAACCCCUCGCCGUCGCCGCCCAAUCCGUCGCCCGCGAGAUCGCCGCCGACUCUUCCAAGUCCGUCCCCGCGAAGCCGAAGAAAGGACUCGAGAAAGAUCCACAGGCGCUGUGGAGGAGGUACGUUGACUGGCUGUAUCAGCACAAGGAGCUCGGGCUCUAUUUGGAUGUCAGCAGGAUUGGUUUCACCGAUGAAUUCUUCCGAGAGAUGGAGCCUCGCUUUCAGCAGUCGUUUGAUGCCAUGGAGGAUUUGGAGAAGGGCGCGAUUGCUAAUCCAGAUGAAGGCAGGAUGGUCGGUCAUUAUUGGCUGAGGAAUUCGGAGCUCACUCCCACUCCCUUUUUGAAAACGCAGAUUGAGAGCACGCUUGAUCGCAUUUGCUCCUUCGCUGAUGAAAUCGUCAGCGGUAAGAUUAAACCUCCAGCUUCGGAGGCUGGCCGUUUUACUCAAAUAAUGGCUGUGGGGAUUGGGGGCUCUGCUCUUGGACCACAAUUUGUUGCGGAGGCUUUGGCUCCCGAUAACCCUCCUCUCAAAAUAAGGUUUAUUGACAAUACGGAUCCGGCUGGAAUUGAUCAUCAGAUUGCUCAGCUUGGCUCUGAAUUGGCUUCUACCCUUGUGAUAGUGACUUCUAAGAGUGGAGGCACCCCUGAAACUAGAAAUGGUCUGCUGGAAGUACAGAAGGCCUUCCGCGAAGCUGGUCUUGAUUUUGCUAAACAGGGUGUUGCCAUAACACAGGAAAAUUCAUUACUAGAUAAUACAGCUCGAAUUGAAGGGUGGUUGGCUAGGUUCCCUAUGUUUGACUGGGUUGGUGGCCGGACAUCUGAAAUGUCUGCAGUUGGCUUACUCCCAGCAGCGCUUCAGGGGAUUGACAUCAGGGAAAUGCUUACUGGUGGAGCAUUAAUGGAUGAGGCAACUAGGAGCAGAGAUCUUAGGAAUAACCCAGCAGCUCUACUAGCUUUAUGUUGGUAUUGGGCCUCGGAUGGGGUAGGAUCCAAGGACAUGGUUGUCCUUCCAUACAAAGACAGUCUACUGCUAUUUAGUCGAUAUCUGCAGCAGUUGGUCAUGGAAUCUAUUGGGAAGGAGUUUGACCUUGAUGGUAAUAGGGUGAACCAAGGUCUUACAGUGUAUGGAAAUAAAGGGAGUACAGAUCAGCAUGCAUACAUUCAACAACUGAGGGAUGGUGUGCACAAUUUCUUCGUAACCUUCAUUGAAGUUCUGCGUGAUAGGCCCCCUGGUCAUGACUGGGAACUGGAACCAGGGGUUACAUGUGGCGACUAUUUAUUUGGAAUGCUACAGGGAACUAGGUCAGCUCUAUACGCUAAUGACCGGGAAUCUGUAUCAGUAACAGUUGAAGAGGUCACACCCAGAUCAGUAGGGGCUCUUAUUGCACUCUAUGAACGAGCAGUUGGAUUGUAUGCCUCACUUGUCAACAUCAAUGCCUACCAUCAACCUGGCGUGGAAGCUGGGAAAAAAGCAGCAGGAGAAGUAUUAGCUCUUCAGAAACGGGUUUUGGCAGUUCUGAACGAAGCAAGCUGUAAAGAUCCUGUGGAGCCAUUGACGCUUGAGGAAGUAGCUGACCGCUGCCAUGCCCCAGAGGAUAUCGAAAUGAUAUACAAGAUCAUAGCCCACAUGGCAGCAAACGACAGAGCGGUGGUUGCUGAAGGCCACUGCGGAUCGCCACACAGCAUCAAAGUUUACCUGGGGGAGUGUAAUGUGGAUGCGUUGUACUAAGACGAAACUACAGCUGAGUAACAUUUCUUUAAAUAGCCAUCUUCGUCGUCCUGAAUGUGUUGUGACCAGAAUAAGCUGCUGUGUUUUGAACACUUGUGCAUGCAUUCCGAGAAAAAUGGAGCAUUUUCCCAUCUCAGCUUCUUUCAUUUGCCUUGGAUAGUGAAUGAAUAUGGAUACUGUGACUGGCAUUGAGUUUCCAGUUUCCCCUUGUUCGUUCUUCUGCUUUUUUUCUCGCUCCGAUGUUCUUUGCAUGGGGCGCCGUAUUCCUGUGACAGUUGAGUGUGUGUUCAGAACGCUGAAAUGACCUCGGGAAGUCAGGUGAUGGAGAUUGGAUGCCGGUCAUUGUGGCUAAAGGAGAGCGAGCUAGCCACUGAAGCAUUCGGCACUGAAAAUCCACGUUGAACAUAGUGUUUAUCAUUUCGACUUGCAGCCCUGUCGAAACCUAUCCUAAUGAGUUGGAUGUUUGGGUGUGUGUUCUCUCCAAGAAGCCGAGAAACAAGUUUACAGAAGAAUGAUCAAAUCCAAUUCGAUUGUUCUGAUAGAGUUGUGUCAUUCUGCAAAUAAAGAGUCUGCACAGCUUUGACCUGUAGGAAGAAAGUGAAAAGGAGGGAAAAGCACGAUGAAGUUUUCAAGUUAAAGUUUUUGGGUAGGGGUGGCCGUUCGGUUACCGGUUACCGGUGAACCGGCCGGUUAAACCAAAAUAACCGAACUUCGGUUGGUUAUCGGAAGCUGGACAAAAUGAUUUUUUGGGUAUGUGAUAGAGUAGUGCUAACACACCGUGAACCCUAUAGGCUGUAGCGAUGCUUUGCACCCAUUUUCCAAGAGAAAAAUAAAGGAUCCAAGCUAUUGGGCGGAGAGCUUGUUUCUAUUUACAAGUGUAGCGUAUUUGGUCAAUUAAAAAAUUCUACAUUG